AUCCUGAACUCUGAGGGCGGCAAAGCUUGUUUCAACGGCUGUCCUUUCCUUUCUAUCUCUACCCCCUUAUCCUGCUCUACUCUCUUCUCAGACCACUUACGACUAGACCGACGACCAUCAUUCAUCCUCCUUCUUCCCGCGCCAUACCUCCAAAAUGUCGAUGGAAGAGAGCAUCAGUCUCGAGGAGACGAACAAGAUUCGUAUCUCCCUCGGCCUGAAGCCCCUCACAGACGACAAGGCGCCAGCCGACAGCCAAGAGGAGACCGCAGCGGAGAACUACAAGAAGCAACGCGAGCGCGAGGCCAAGGAGCGCGAAACAAAGAAGAUCCAAGAGCGUAUUGCGAAGCAUCGAAAUAAGCGAGAACUCAAUGCGUCGCUGAAGGGCGCCACUUUGGGUGACGCUGAGGGCGACGACGACACGCUCAAAUGGAUCAAGCGCAGCAAGAAGAAGCAGAAGGAGUUGGCAGAGAAGCGGCUGAGAGAGCAGGAAGAGCAGGAGAAGCAGGUGCUCGAGGAGUACGGAGAACGCGAUCUUGCGGGCCUCAAGGUCAACCACGACUUCGAAGAGCUCGAUGAGGGCGAAGACCGCAUCCUCACGCUCAAAGACAGCCGCAUUUUGGACAAUGAGGAGGAUGAACUCCAAAAUGUUGAGAUGGCCGAGCAUGAGCGCACGAAGAAGAACAAUGAGAUGAAGAUCAAGAAGGCCGACUAUACUGGCUAUGAUGAUGAGGAGUUUAAGGAGGGCCAUGUCGGUAUGAAGCGUGCGGUGCUCGCCAAGUAUGACGAAGACAUGGACGGCGAGACGGGCUUCCGUUUGGGUAGCAGCAUAAAGACCUCUAAGGCAGCUCGUGCCGAGCAAGAACAAGCAGCUGCGUCCGUGAACAAGACCCUCCUCAGCAUUGACUACGAGAAGGUUCUAUCCACCGAUGACUACCUCAAGGAGGGUGAUGUCGGCUUCAAGAAGCCCAAGAAGAAAAAGAAGCAUCAGGCGCGCAAGGUCACUGUUGACGACACCGACAUCAAGCCCGACGAGGCAAUGGACGUCGAUAUAAAGCCGGUCGCGCGAGAGCGGAAUCUGGAUGCCAACUUCGUGGAUGACGACGAGCUGCAAGCCGCUCUUGCGCGCUCGCGACGAGCAAAGCUGAACAAGACGAAGAAGCUGAAGCCGGAGGAUCUCGCGAAGAAGUUUGCGGAAGAGCGUGCACGCGAGGAGGCUGAGGCCGAGCAAGCAAUCAAGAUCGAGGAGAUCGAGGCGGUCACCGGCGAGGAAGGUGGUCUGACGUUCGACGACACCACCGAGUUCGUGCGCGCCGUUGGCCUCAACCCAGUACCAGAGCGCAGACCGAAGGUCGAGCCUCGGGAAGCGUCCCUCAAACCCUCGCGCGAGGUGUCGAUGGCACCACCCGCCAGCGAGGGUGGAGAUGUUCCCAUGGACGAGAUCGAGACCAACGGCGCCGUCAAGGAGGAGCCGGAGGAAAACGAGAUGGCCAUGCUGGACCAGAUCGAGGCUGCUUGGAAGGCAGAAGCAUCCUCGAGCGAGGCCGCUGUCGCCGCCGCAGACGAGGUCGGCACACAGUCAGAGCAGACCUUCAAGUCCAUGGCCUCCACCCUUGGCAUCCUCCGCCAGACCGGCUUGCUCGCAACGCCGAACGCCGACCAGAUCGACCGCGAGAAGACGCAGCUGCAGCAGAACCUCUGGCUCGCCGAGCAGAGGCGGCGCGUCGCCCAGCGCGAGAUGGAGCGCCUCGCCGCGCGCGGCCAGCCGAAGGACCAGGCGCAGCGCGAGUACGAGAACCGCAUGCGUGAGCAGCAGGAGGCGCGCGAGCAGCUAGAGACCUUUAAGCACUACAAGCCCGACAUCAACAUCGUCUACUACGACGAGUUCGGACGCUCGCUGACCCCCAAGGAAGCGUGGAAGGCGCUCUCGCACCGCUUCCAUGGCAAGGGCUCAGGGAAGGCGAAGACAGAGAAGCGGCUGCGCAAGAUCGCCGAGGAGCGCAAGCAGCAGGCGAUGUCGAGCGGGGACACGCCGACGAGCAUGGCGAGCGCGUUCCAGGCGCGGCAGGAGAAGACGGGGCAGGCGCACUUUGUGUUGUCUGUUGGCAACCGCGGCGCGGUACCGCAGGUGGACGGCGCGUUCGUGGACGCGCAGCCCCUGGGGAAGAAGCAGGGGCAGGAGAAGGACGGGAAGGGGAAGAAGAAGGGCAAGGGGAAGGCGGAGCAGCAACAGGCGGCCGCGAACACUGGGUUCAUGACGCUGCCGGCGCCGCAGGCGAGUCCGGGGCCGCGCGCUGGGUUUUCCAGGAUUGGGACGGUGGCGGAGGCGGAUCGCAGUGGGACGGGGACGCCGGUGGGCGAGCGGUCGAAGGUGCAGUUUGGGCUCAAGCGCAAGGCGGAGGGCGAGCACGAGUCGACACCGCCGCCUGCCAAGAGGCAGUGAUUGCCACUCAUGCGCGCCUCCCUUGGCCUGUACUGCUAGCUAUAUGAUAUCUUCAAUGCUCAUGGACAUGUGUGGUCA
Messenger RNA from Schizophyllum commune H4-8, 2518 nucleotides. Its product is annotated as SART-1 protein. The record is from RefSeq and is a predicted model, not a curated record. The transcript has 8 exons. Gene Ontology annotation, cellular component: U4/U6 x U5 tri-snRNP complex. NCBI's taxonomy places the organism in Eukaryota, Fungi, Basidiomycota, Agaricomycetes, Agaricales, Schizophyllaceae. Gene Ontology annotation, biological process: mRNA cis splicing, via spliceosome; maturation of 5S rRNA. Bases 155 to 2440 code for a protein of 761 amino acids.